AUGAAGAUCGCUGUCAUUCUUGCCGCCUUGACGGCUUGCGCUGUGUCUCUCCCAACAGUGCCCCACACCGGCCAUGCUCAGACAAACGCCGAUGAGUCUUACCUUCCUAUGAAGGCUCGCGCUGAGACGAGUGCCGAUGAGUCCUACCUUCCUAUGAAGAGGUAUGAGACCAGUGCGGACGAAUCCUACGAUCCCAUGAAGAGAGCCGAAACCAGCGCAGACGAGUCCUACCUCCCCAUGAAGCGUGCUGAGACCAGUGCCGAUGAAUCGUACUUGCCUAUGAAAGCUCGCUAUGAGACCAGUGCCGACGAGUCUUACGACCCUAUGAAGAGGGCUGAGACGAGCGCGGAUGAGUCUUACCUUCCCAUGAAGGCCCGCGCCGAGACGAGCGCCGACGAGUCCUACCUUCCUAUGAAGCGAUAUGAGACCAGUGCCGACGAGUCUUACGACCCCAUGAAGAGAGCCGAAACCAGCGCAGACGAGUCUUACCUCCCCAUGUAA
Messenger RNA from Colletotrichum truncatum, 501 nucleotides. RefSeq lists its product as uncharacterized. NCBI's taxonomy places the organism in Eukaryota, Fungi, Ascomycota, Sordariomycetes, Glomerellales, Glomerellaceae. The record is from RefSeq and is a predicted model, not a curated record.